UUUUUUAAGGAUACAUUUGGGAAGUAUGCAGAGAACUCUGAUGCGUUUAAUUAUGGCUCCGAGGAAAAGAAUAUCAACACUUAAUUUAUUACUCUCUUUAAUUCUGGUUUCAAUGAUUUGUUUUAUUUUAAUUCGUGAUUGGUUAACUACAAUAGAAGAACUUCCACCGGGUGAAGGAAGGACUUGGGCACCACAAAACAAAAGUUUAUUAAAUAAAAAGAAAGAAAUUGUUGGGAAAAGUGUAAAUAAAAAGGUUUUUGCGGCGGUUUUGCCUGUGAAGAAUAAAAAUGGUCCAGGUGAAAUGGGCAAUGGCGUGUUUUUAACAGGCAAAGAAGCAGUUCAGGGCACUGCGGACAUGAAAAAAUGGUUUAUGAAUGUUGCUGCUAGUGACAAAAUUUCUAUGGAUCGUUCAUUGCCAGAUGUCCGUAUUAAAGAAUGCAAAACAAAAAUUUAUGAUUUAAAUAAAUUACCAAAAACUUCGGUUGUUAUUAUUUUUACUGAUGAAGCUUGGUCUCCAUUAUUACGAACUGUCCAUUCUGUGAUUAAUAGAACACCUGAUAAAUUAUUGGAAGAAGUUUUGUUGGUUGAUGAUUUUAGUCAAAGAGACGAUCUCCACCAAAAUCUUGACAAUUACAUCAAACGAUUUAAUGGAAAAGUGCGCAUUCACAGAUUCAAAGAAAGGAAUGGUUUGAUUCGUGCAAAGUUAAACGGUGCAAAAUUAGCGCGUGGGGAAGUUGUUGUGUUUUUGGAUUCACAUUGUGAGGCAAAUAUUGGAUGGCUUGAACCAAUGCUUGAAAGAAUAAAAGAAAAGAGAACAGCAAUUGUAUGUCCUUCAAUAGAUAAUAUAAAUGCUGAAACUAUGGCAUAUACAAGUGGAGGUGAAAUUAAUUCUAUUGGAACGUUUUUCUGGUCUUUGCAUUUUCGUUGGGAUCCAAUCCCUGAAAGAAUUAAAAAAACUUUGAAAUCGGCUGCUGAUCCAAUUCCUUCCCCAACAAUGGCUGGAGGUUUAUUAGCUGCUAACAGAGAAUAUUUCCUUCAAGUUGGUGGUUAUGACCCUGGAAUGGAUAUUUGGGGUGGAGAAAAUUUGGAAAUAUCUUUUAGAGUUUGGAUGUGUGGAGGUUCAAUAGAAUUUAUUCCUUGUUCCCACGUCGGUCACAUCUUUCGAAGCGGCCAUCCUUACAACAUGACAGGUCCAGGCAACAAUAAAGACGUUCACGGGACAAAUUCUAAAAGAUUGGCGGAAGUUUGGAUGGAUGAUUAUAAAAGAUUAUAUUAUUUACAUAGAAGGGAUUUAAUUGGGAAGGAUGUUGGGGAUUUAAAUGAAAGGAAAAAAUUGAAAGAAAAAUUAAAAUGUAAAGAUUUUAAGUGGUAUUUGGAUAAUGUUAUUCCGGAAAAAUUCAUUCCUGAUGAAGAAGGUAUAUUGUCCAGAAUAGAAUUUUUAUGUUUUAGAAUAAACGUAAACACACAAGAAAUUAUUUUUGUCACCCCAAUCUUGAUAUGUCCGUCCCAAUAUGUUCGUACACCUUUUGGCUUUGAUUAUCCGCUGGUUGGGGGGAAAUUUUUGUUUAAACAUUCUAAAGUAAUCUAAAGUACAAGGGGUUUCCCCAAGACUUCUGAGACUUCCACAAACAUAGG
Molecule: messenger RNA, 1635 nt
Organism: Meloidogyne enterolobii
Lineage: Eukaryota; Metazoa; Nematoda; Chromadorea; Rhabditida; Meloidogynidae
Source: the annotation of a GenBank genome assembly